CAGCGUUAAAUGUGGAACUGUGAAACGCAUACUCACAUCACAAUUAACUCCUAACUGUCUAUCUACGAUAUAACAACAGAACUGUCUCGAACAUUUGACUAGACAAAGAAAAAUAUGCAAACUUGAAAACAUUUCAAAAGAAGAAACAAAGCCAUACAAUCAGUAAUCAUAACCAUUAUUUGACAAUUUAUCUGCCACUGAAGAUCAAACUUACCACCUUCAACUCUCUCACAUAUCUUUCCCGCCUUCACCUGCCCACGGCAGUGAUUGGUGUGGUGACACCAAUGCACGCGGACGGUCAGUUCUGAUUGGCUAAUUUGUCUGUCAAUGCUAACUGCACGCGAGGAGCACCAACGGCUCUUUGGGUCUUCGAGAGGGAAAUGGUGGCCUAGGGCUGCCGGAGAAUUUGGUGAUGGUUGUUGUACAGCAGUUUCUGAUCGACGCUCUUGGACUGGCUGUGGGUUUGAGAAAGUUUUCCACAAAGGUGUGAUCAAUUGCAGUUGAGAUGUUUCAUUGUGGUUACUGUGAUUUGGGGACGGCGUGCAUUGAUGAGCUAGAUAUUCACAUUCUGGAGACACAUACUGACUUUCCGUCUUCUAACUGUCCUCCUGAGAAAUUAUCCGAUCAGAUUUUUCCAGUUUUGACAUGUUCUGAUUUACAAUCCAAUCAGUCUGACAUGCAGACAUCUGUCAGUCCUGGACAAGACUCAAGAGUUAGGAACAGGAGUGACUUGAGUGAAGAUUUGAUCUACAACAGUCAUGUUAUUCAGUCAGGUGACCACUUCCAAAACAGUGGUGAGCAUCCUUAUGGAUACAAAGCUUUCAAGGAAAAUAUGAAUCCAUUUUGUGAGACGGUUGGGAAAUCAAGAGCACCAGAAGAUUCAAACAAACAAGUUGCUUUUUCCAAUACCAGUGCGACAUUUGCCAUCGAACAGGUGAUGGAUGUGUGUAGCAUUGCACAUGAUGAUAUAUGCGAUAAACCCAAGAUUUUCAAUAACCAGUCAGAAUUGGAUCACUGCUUGCUGAAGGACACUACUUCUUCCUUCAAAAGUGCUGAGGAACUGGAAGUUAAAAACCUGGGUCAUACAAAACUUGAAACUAUGUUGGGAGUAAAGAAGGCAAUUGAACCAUCUGAAAGUUUCAUGUUUUUUCCUCUUGAUGGAGCACCGAAUAUUCUGCCGAAACAGAUUCAUCCUGAUAAAGAAAACAAAGGUGGGACAGAAAUGGAAGUAAGUGGGAAAUUAGUUACAGAGACUGGUAAAACGUCCUGUUUAUGGUGUGAACACUACACAUUUAAUGAACGAUACUUUGAAGAACAUACAAAAGAACAGCAUAGUUGCAUUGAACAUGACAAAGCGGCUUUGAUGUCCACAACAGAGCCAGAGGACUUAGGAUGUGAAGAACAGGACUUCACUUCACAAGUUGAUUCAAUUAAUAAUGCUUCUCAGAAUGGAGAGACAAUAGUGAGAAAGAGUGAACUGUAUAGAACUGAAUGUAAAAAUCCUGUCUCAUCAAGUAAUUCAGAUGACAUAACUGACGGUUUCAAACCUUUCAAGGAUAUGCGACAGAAGUCUGUAAUACAUGCCACUUUUAGGCAAAAGGUCAGAAGAACAUUAAACCUUAAAAAUAACCAAACUAUAUUCUAUAUGAAACGACUAUGUUUAUUUCAUUGUAUUUUUUGUCGAUUUCAUACUUUGUACCGUCGUUGUGUCUUGCGCCAUGUGAGAAGUAUGCAUCGCAACCAAAUCGGAAGUCCUAAAUGCUAUGUUAGGGUUUCAAAUGGCUUAAAUACACUGAAGUGUUGUGAAAAGGAUUGCACUUUAAAAAAGUUAACUUCGUACAGUGGUCCAUUGUCCUUAGAAAGAAAGGGUUUUCGAAUACCAAAACCAGAUACAAGUAUAAGAGGUGAAAAUGUAAAUUUGAUGCCUUCUGUUGCAAAACCAUCACUUUGUACCAGUAAAUCAGAUAUUAUUGAAUCUAAAAAUUGCUUAAUUAAGCAGCACAGUAAUUCAUGUUAUGAAACAUCAUUGGUCCAUGAUCAAACACAAUUUUCAUUACUUUAUCUUGCUAAUGAUUCAGAUGUUAAAACAAGUUCAGAAAUACCUCCAGAUCCUCUAGGAGCUCUUCCGUGUUUUUCAUCCUUAAUGACUACUGAUGAGAAGAUAACCUAUGGUGAUCUGAAUAUUAAAGCUCAGCCAUCUUCAAGGAAAUGCCUCGCAUUGGAAGCCAUAGUAGAAAGCCUGAAAAGUCGUGUGGCAUCACCAAUCAAAUGCAGGCCAGCAGUUACAUUGCUCAAUGAUCGAAUAGCAAGGCCCAGGCGAAGCAUUCCGUUUUGUAGAACAACAGAGGAGCAGCAGGCUAAGUGGGUGAUGGAGGCAUAUAAUUUCUUAAAGCAACAGAAGAUUGAAAGAGCUGCAGAGUUUUCAUCCUGUGACGAUGAUUAUCUCCUUGAUGCAAUGGCUGAAAUUGAAGUUGUGCUAUCUGAUACAGAUGAUAAAAGUAACAAUUCAAAAGUCUAUAGAAAUUAUGGUACUUUAAAUGAAAACAUUGCAAAAGCAACAGAAGACAAAAGUGAAAUUCUCAGUCUUCCAUCAAGUGCAAACAUGGAACCAGGAAAUGUUUGUACUUUAUUGUACAAAUGUGAUAUCUGUCCUUUUUCAAGUGCUAACAUUAUAUCUGUCCUGUCGCACUAUGGCAGACAACACCCUGAAGAGGACAUACCAUACCACAGGAUCCAGAAAUAUAGCUGUAAGAUGAAUAUGCAGAUGGGAUUGGACUUACAUUUGCCCACACACAGUUUAUCUUGGGUUGAUUCUAAAUCUGCUGAUUCACUUGUCCCUUGCUUUACUAGAUCUUCAGCAUUGUGUUUCUGUGAACAUUGUUCAUUCAGUGGAGACUGGAUUUCUUUAAUUGAGCAUUAUCAAAAAUUUCAUACAUCUACAAACUUAACCAAAUAUGGUGGACAGAAAAAGUCAGCGAGAAGAAUUGUCAACAAUGUACAGGCCAGGGCACCAUUAGCUUCCACCUCCACUUCUAGCAGUGAGCCACAGGUGGUGUUUCAGUGCCAGCUCUGUAAUUUUACCUGCUCAUCAAGACGAGUCAUUUGUCGACACUAUUGCAUCAGGCAGAGCAUUAUUUGUGCUCAAGUUGAAGAUUCUGAUAUUCUUUUCAAAUGUGCCUUGUGUGGGUACACUCAUUUAACUCAGGAAGGGCUCAUUAACCAUUAUCUCAUAUACCAUGAUAUUGAACCUCAAUUUAGCUCUCAUGGCAUGAAGACAGGCCAAAAUGAACUUGUCUCAUUAUUGUCCAGUGAUGAGGAUCUGAAGGCUGGUAUGGAGAAACAGAUAUGUAUGCUAUGUUCAUUUAAGGCUAUUACUCAGAAAGAACUUUUGUUCCAUUAUAAAUUACGACAUCCAAGAUUUUAUUCCCAAAAUAGAUGCACUAUUGAAUGUAAAAAUCAUGCCAAUUUGCAUAUGACAAACCUCGAUCCACAAUUUUGUGAAGCAAAACGUUUCAGGAAUACAAGUGAAUGUGGAAAUGCUAUGUUGGAGUGGGGAAUGAAUAUGGUCCGUACCAAGGAACCUUUAGCCUUUGGCAGUGAACUUGAAUUGAUCAGCCAUAAGGGAGAUCGAGAUUUGAUAAUGACAGUGCCUGUCAGAGAGCACCUGAGAAAUCAGAACACCAACCCAAUCCAUUCUGGACAGAAGAUCACCAAGGCUGUAAACUCAUUAGAUGUAACAAGAUUGCCAUCUAAACAAUUUCCACUGAAUGGAUGUGGAAGUCAAUGCUUAGAAUAUAACAUAAUGCCAGGAAAGCAAAAUAUUGACAGCAGUGACAUUUUUUGUGAAUUUGAUCCUGUAAAUAAAAGCACAGUCCAGGAAUGUGUAUUUGGUGCCGAAGAUGACUGGCAACAAGGAGACCUGACAACAGGCAAUGAGGUGUUAAGCAGAGAUCGUGCUUCUCGGGUGAAAGCAACGUGCUUGGAGAAUACAGUGAAGCACAGUUCAUUGGAAGGAUAUCGCUGUGGGCACUGUGCACGGCUUUUUAAAGCACUGGCAGGACUUCGCAACCAUGAAAGGAUACACUUUACAUCCAAAACAUGCCACCGCUCUAUAACGAAGAGCAGAAAAAGAAAAGGUGGCUUUAAACGUGACAUCCAGAUUACUAGUUCAGAAGGUGGAAACUACAGAUGCCCCAGGUGUUCGUACUCCACCCCAAUAAUUGAACAGUUAAGAUCUCAUUCACUCAAAGUGCAUGGAAGAUUUCUUAUGCCAAAACUACGUGCAGCAGUUUCAGAUGCUGAAAAAACUGGAGGAUACAUGUAUCAAGCGUUCAAUGAAAAUGUUUUUUUGGAGUUUCCACAUCGUGAUUGUCAAGAUUGUGUACAGACUUCUGACUCAGGAGUAGAAGCAUUGAAAGCCUUACCAAAGUCUCCAGAAGUGAAGAACUACUCGUGUGAAUUCUGCAACUUCACCACUUGCCAAUUCCAGAAUGUAAAGAAGCAUUAUCGUAAAGUACAUCGUGAGAAACUGUAUUUUGAAUGCAGAAAAUGCCACUUCUUUAGUGGGAAAAAGAAUGCCCUUUCUCAGCAUGCAGAAGUAUGUGAACUCACAGUGGGUGAUAAGAAUUCUUCUGCAAAGAUGAUGAAUGAAAGUGCUUUUAUCGAAAGUAGUAUUCUGGCUGGAAGUGAAAGUAGGAGUGCAGUUCAUUUAAAGGAAGACUUUGAUCCAGCUUCAACUGAGAGUGAAUCUGGAGUAUUGCAUUGUCCUUUGUGCCUCUACUACACCAAGCACAAAAGCAGAAUGGUCAACCAUGUCCUGGAGCACAGAAAUGGACAGCUGGCUUCUGUGGAAGAGUGUCAACUUGAACUGAUGCAUUUUUGUCCUGGGAAGGUACACUGUUGCGAUUGGUGUACAUUUGUUACACUUAGUCAGGACAACUUAAUACAACACAUGGACACUCAUAGCCCAGUGAAACCGUACAAAUGUCGUCUCUGUUUCUUUGAAGCUAGACUACAGAUAGAGCUGGAGACUCACCUGCAAGAGCAGCACAAGGUGAAAUGCAACUUUGAUUUGGUUGGUGCAGUGAACCUAAAUGAAGCAGAUCUCGUCAUUGAAAUUGAAGAGUUUCAAAGGAAGAGACUCAAGAAAAGCCAGGGUGAACCAAGAAUUCAAAAAUAUACAAGACCUAACCGUUCAACUAAAGCAACCCGAUUUUCCUGUGAAUUUUGUGGCCGAAGAUUUCUGGACCGCUCAGAAUGGAAAUGUCAUGUUCGGAGACACUCCAUUGAAAGCUGAUGAGGACCUAUUGAGAGGAAACCAGAUAGAAGAAUUUGCGAAUGAAGACCGGAAUUCUCAAUGUCUUAAACAAACCAGGUCCUUUGUCUUCAAAAUACUGUCUGUGAGUCUCUGUCAAUCGCCGUUGUGGUAACCUGAGGAAUAAAUGCAAAGUUGUGUUGGUUCUUUUUGCAUUUUGUUUUGAUUUAAAUCUGGAUAUAAUGUGGUGAAUAGUGACCUCACAAGACAUAGAAAUAGAGAAUGACUGUUCUGAUUCUUUUUGAAAAGCUACGGCACGUACAUGUUGUUUGAAUAAAACAUUUUUCUACAGCAGUUGACUAGAAUUUGCCUUUGCUGUGAAAUUAAUUUAAGCAGUUAGUAUUCUGUAUCUCUAACCUUCUGGUGUAUUAUAACUGGGAAAUGUUGUUACUGAUUAUUUAUGAUAGGAAUUUGUAAUGUUUGUAUAUAAAAUAUUUGCUCAUUGAAUCUGCAACUUUGAUUAUGAUUGGCUCAUCAUUAUUACAAUUAUUGUUGCACUGAUUCUAGAAUAAAUACUAAAAUUGAUUGAAUGCAGCUACUUUAAAUUGACCAAACGUUCGCAUCAAGACAAUUCUUGAAAAUUUGUUGAAGUUCACAAUACAAGGUGCUUGUGUAUUGAUGAGCAUUCUUCUUUUCCAUGCUGACAUUUUUCUAUUCCUUGCAAGUUAUUAAGAUAUUAAAAUACACUGAAGAAAUCACAGCAAAUUCUUAACCAGAUAACAUUUCACUAAAGUGUAAUGAUAUGAAAAACAUGCAAAAGCUUUGUUUUCCACUGUGAUAAGGGCUAUGUUGUUUCCACUUUCUCAGAAGUAGAGACGCAAAUUUAUUGUAGCGGUGAAAUUAACACAUUGUUGACUUCUGCAGUAGCCUGUUUAUUUCACUGUAACCUCUAGAAGUUUGUGAACCUGAGAUCUCUCAACAUCUUUUCUAAAGACGUACCCAGAAAACAUUCAAGAGCCCUUUGCUCUGUCUUUGACUACACCCACAAAAUCCUGUGCAAGAAAGCUUUCAAAAUUAGAUAAAAAUUUGAUGUUUAAAGUUGUGUUCUUAUGUAGAUUUAAUGGUUUUCAAUUAAUUUGAUUAUAAGUGCACAAUUUAUGCAUUGGGUUAUAUUUCUAAUCUACAAAUUUUCAGUGUGCUAUCUCUUCACACACUAAACCUUUCCAGAAUUAAAAUAUGAAUUUGUGGGUUUAAAAAAUUAAAUGGUCAAGUUAUACUACAGAAAUUUGAGAGCUAGCAAGCAGGAUAAACUUUAAUUUUAUUUAGUGUUUAUGUUUGAUUUAAAUGGUAUUUUGAAUUAAAUGAAUUUCUUGCCAAGUGCACUGUUUAAGAAUUUUGGCAGUUUCCUUAUGGUUGGUCAUACUGAAUUUACAGACCAAGAGUACUUAAAUAUUCAAGUAUUGGAACAGAAGUCUGCAU
Molecule: messenger RNA, 6733 nt
Organism: Chiloscyllium plagiosum (whitespotted bambooshark)
Lineage: Eukaryota; Metazoa; Chordata; Chondrichthyes; Orectolobiformes; Hemiscylliidae
Source: RefSeq, a predicted model, not a curated record